AUGAAAGUUAAUAAUAGACCAAUAAUAGGAAUAUUAAGUCAACCAUGUGAUAAUGAAAUGACAGAUCAUGAAACUGAUCAAUAUAUAGCAGCUGGUUAUGUAAAGCAUUUGGAAGGUUCAGGUGCAAGAGUAGUACCUAUACUCUAUGACAGUACACCAGAAGAGAUAGAGACACUUUUUAAAUCAAUCAAUGGUAUAUUGUUGCCUGGUGGAGGUGCAGACCAUCUCGAUCAAUUACCACAAUACUGUGAAACACUAAGACUGUUGUAUAGACUAGUGAUCGAUGCAAACGAUCGAAAAGACUACUUUCCACUAUGGGGAACAUGUCUUGGUUUCGAACAACUCGUCAUGAUGCAAGCCAACGAUAUUCACAUACUCGAACAAUUCAAAGCAAGUAAUUACACCAUCCCACUAGACUUUACAGACAAGGUUGGUAACAGUCGAUUAUUUAGUCUUGCGUCACCAUCGAUCAUGCAAGAUCUCGCCACGCUUCCCCUGACAAUGAAUAAUCACAAGUUUGGUAUCUCUCCAUCUACCUUUACAUCAAACGCUCUACUUGACUCCUUUUUCGAUAUACUAUCAAACAACUUGGAUCAAGAGGGUGUUGCAUUUGUAUCGACUAUCGAAGCCAAGAACUACCCCAUCUAUGGUGUACAGUGGCAUCCCGAGAAACCUCUCUACGAAUGGUACCAUAAACUAGGUGUAGAUCAUUCAUACCAAAGUAUUCUAGUCAACCAAUACACCUCCAACUGGUUUGUCAAUGAAUGUAGAAAGAAUUUUCAUUCCUUUUCAGACAACGUCUCUGAAACCAAUGCUUUAAUUUAUAAUUAUCCUGCUAUUCAUCAACCUCUAACUAUUCCUGAUUUUCAACAAAUUUAUUAUUUUCCAUGUAAUAGUAAUAUAGUAGUAGAAAGUUGUAUUACUAGUAGUAGUAAUAGUGGUUAUAUUAAUCAAAGACCAAUAAUUGGGAUAUUAACACAACCAACUAGAAAUGAUGGUAGUAGCAAAUCGUUAGGAUAUGAUCAAUAUAUAGCAGCUAGUUAUGUUAAAUAUAUUGAAAGCGCAGGUGCGAGGGUAGUACCUAUACUCUAUGAUAGUACACCUAAACAACUAAAGACACUAUUUCAAUCAAUCAAUGGGAUACUUUUGCCUGGUGGAGCUGUUUUACUACAAUACUAUCCACUCUAUCAAGACACUAUAAGGUAUCUUUAUCAAUUGGUUGUCGAGGCAAACGAUAGACAAGAUUACUUUCCGCUUUGGGGCACGUGUCUUGGUUUUGAACAAAUCCUAAUGAUGCAAGCAGACAAUAUCUACUUGAUGGAAUCAUUUGAUGCUCUCAACUACUCAUUGUCUCUCAAUUUUACUCGCAGUGCUCGUGACAGUCGAUUGUUUAGCAUGGCACCAGAAUCGGUCAUGCAGGAUUUGGCCACUCUUUCGCUGACAAUGAACAAUCACAAGUUUGGUAUCUCGCCAUCCUCCUUUAUGUCAAAUCCCCUUUUAAACCAUUUCUUUACCAUUCUCUCAAUCAACAAUGAUAGAGGCGGUUUGCCAUUUGUCUCUACUAUCGAGGCAAAGGACUAUCCCAUCUAUGGUGUCCAAUGGCAUCCAGAGAAACCACUCUAUGAAUGGACAAACACUCAAGACAUUAACCAUUCAUACCAAAGUAUCCUCGCCAACCAAUACACUGCCAAUUGGUUUGUCAAUGAAUGUAGAAAGAAUUUUCAUUCCUUUUCGGAUCAAUCCUCUGAAGCAAAUGCUUUAAUCUAUAAUUAUCAGGCUACUCUCUCUAUCAAACCAAAAUCAGAGUAUCAACAAAUUUAUUAUUUUAAAAAUCAAACUCUUUCAUAA
Messenger RNA from Cavenderia fasciculata, 1848 nucleotides. RefSeq lists its product as uncharacterized. The transcript is spliced from 2 exons. NCBI's taxonomy places the organism in Eukaryota, Evosea, Eumycetozoa, Acytosteliales, Cavenderiaceae. Gene Ontology annotation, biological process: tetrahydrofolylpolyglutamate metabolic process. Gene Ontology annotation, molecular function: gamma-glutamyl-peptidase activity. The record is from RefSeq and is a predicted model, not a curated record. The coding region runs from base 1 to 1848 and encodes 615 amino acids. Gene Ontology annotation, cellular component: vacuole.